AUUUAUUGAGAAUCAUAGUAAAAUAGCGCGUCAGUUCACGAUUACACUUGCAAGUGUACGUUGUAUUUUGUCGCGGCUUUCACUUGCCCGAGACUUUUUUCUGCAAGUAGAAAGUUUUAGAUUCAACCACAAUAAUAGCACAAUAUCACAAUAAGUAGAAAAAAUAUUGUUGGAAAAGUUUUCAAAGAUGUCUAUGAAAAUUGAAUAUAAUAAAACAAUUCAAAAGGCAACUAAUGUUACAUUCCAAGCUCAUCACGUUUCAAGAUCUAAAAGAGGUCAAGUACUAGGGAAUCAUGAAGGAUUUAGAGGAUGCACCAUAUGGUUUACAGGUUUAUCUGGUGCUGGGAAAACAUCAAUAUCAUUCGACCUCGAAGCUUAUUUAGUAUCUCGAGGUAUACCAUCGUACAGUCUUGACGGCGACAACGUUAGAAACGGCUUAAAUAAAAAUUUGGGAUUCACAAAAGAAGAUCGUCAAGAAAAUAUUCGAAGAGUAGCUGAAGUUGCUCGUCUAUUCGCAGAUGCUGGUCAAAUAUGUUUAUGCAGUUUCGUAUCUCCUUUUGCAGAAGACAGAGUGAUGGCGAGAAAAAUUCACGAAGACGCAAAUUUGCCAUUUUUCGAAGUCUUCGUUGAUACGCCAAUAAACGUUUGUGAAUCACGAGAUGUUAAAGGUUUAUACAAAAAAGCUAGACAAGGUUUAAUAAAACGUUUUACCGGAAUUGACCAGGAAUACCAAAAACCGGAAUGUCCAGAUCUUGUUGUUAAAACCGUUGAACAAACUGUUGAGGAAAGCAUGUUGCAAGUUGUUGAGAUGUUGGAGGAAAAUGGAAUUAUACCAAGUAUAAGAUCUGCUGAUGAUGUGAUCGAGCUUUUUAUGGACGAAAUGACUUUAAAAGAAACCAUGGAAAAAAUUGAGGAUAUUCCAAAAUUAACAAUAACCACAUUGGAUUUACAAUGGGUUCAAAUUUUAAGUGAAGGAUGGGCUUCGCCACUAAAAGGAUUUAUGAGGGAAGAUGAAUAUCUCCAGACUUUACAUUUUAAUUGCCUAAAAACAAACCAAGACGAAAUAACCAAUCAAAGCAUACCUAUUGUUCUUCCAAUAAACUCUUCCGAUAAAGAACGCCUUCAAAACUCCUCCAAAAUAGCUCUUUAUCAUAACGGAGAAGUUUACGCUAUUUUAUCAGACCCAGAAUUUUAUUACCACCGAAAAGAAGAAAGAAUAUCUCGUCAAUUUGGAACAACAAACAAAGAUCAUCCAUAUAUAAAAAUGAUUUAUGAAUCUGGAGAUUGGUUACUCGGAGGAGAUUUACAAGUUUUAAAAAGAAUCCGCUGGAAUGAUGGAUUGGAUCAAUACAGACUCACACCAAAAGAAUUAAGAACCAAAUUCCAUAAAAUGGGGGCAGACGCAGUUUUUGCUUUCCAACUUAGAAAUCCAAUCCACAAUGGACACGCUUUAUUAAUGACUGACACUCAACAACAACUCAAAGAACGCGGAUUUAAAAAACCUGUCCUUCUACUUCAUCCUUUGGGUGGAUGGACAAAAGAUGAUGAUGUCCCACUUGAUACGAGAAUGCUUCAACAUCAAGCUGUUUUAGAUGAAGGACUUUUGGAUGAAACCAAUACUGUUUUAGCUAUUUUUCCAAGUCCGAUGAUGUACGCUGGACCAACCGAAGUACAAUGGCAUGCCAAAUCGAGAAUGUGUGCCGGUGCGAAUUUUUAUAUUGUAGGCCGUGAUCCGGCGGGAGUUCCUCACCCAGCUGGAAAAGAAGGAUCUAUUGACGGAAAUUUAUAUGAUGCAACUCACGGUGGAAGAGUUUUGAAAAUGGCACCGGGGUUGAAAUACUUAGAAAUAAUUCCGUUUAGGGUAGCUGCUUAUGAUAAGAAGGGUAAAAAGAUGGAUUUCUUUGAUGCCUCAAGAGCAGGUGAUUUUGAAUUUAUUUCUGGCACUAAAAUGAGAACUUUAGCGAGAACUGGAGAAAACCCACCUGAUGGUUUUAUGGCACCGAAAGCAUGGAACGUUUUGGCUAAUUAUUAUCAAUCAUUGAAGAAAUAAUAAAACCAAGGAAUAUAUUGUAAUUAGGAAAAUAUUAAUUAUGUUAAUAAAAGAAAUAUAUUAUA
Onthophagus taurus is the source of this 2115-nucleotide messenger RNA. RefSeq names its product bifunctional 3'-phosphoadenosine 5'-phosphosulfate synthase-like. Gene Ontology annotation, biological process: sulfate assimilation; 3'-phosphoadenosine 5'-phosphosulfate biosynthetic process. The record is from RefSeq and is a predicted model, not a curated record. Lineage: Eukaryota; Metazoa; Arthropoda; Insecta; Coleoptera; Scarabaeidae. Gene Ontology annotation, molecular function: ATP binding; adenylylsulfate kinase activity; sulfate adenylyltransferase (ATP) activity.